Messenger RNA from Podarcis raffonei (Aeolian wall lizard), 1686 nucleotides. RefSeq names its product urokinase plasminogen activator surface receptor-like. The record is from RefSeq and is a predicted model, not a curated record. NCBI's taxonomy places the organism in Eukaryota, Metazoa, Chordata, Lepidosauria, Squamata, Lacertidae. The coding region runs from base 24 to 1016 and encodes 330 amino acids. The transcript is spliced from 7 exons.
GUUUCUGAAGUCAGCUCCCUGACAUGCCCUCACCUCUGAAGCAAGCCAGGUUUGCUCCUCCUCAUCUGAACAUCAAAGCUGCCAUGAAGUUUCAGGUGUCCCUUGUGAUCUUCAUAUUCUGCCUUGAUGCAGCUGACAGCUUGACAUGCCAGAAGUGCUUGAGCAAGAACGGGAAGUGUGCAAAGAACGAAGUGGAGGUUUGUGAGCAGUCUCAAGACGCUUGCUUCAUUGAGACCAAGGACUACGCUGGUUUGGAUGCAGGAACGGUGAAACUGGGCUGUGGCGACUCAAAUUUGUGCCGCCGCUAUCAUAAAGGGAACAGGGGAUCUUUAAGCUGGUCAAUGAUUUGUUGCUCCUUUGAUCUAUGCCAGCCUCUGACACGUGAUGUUCACAGAAAUGGAUCAAAAAAUGGUGUGCAGUGUCAAAGCUGCAUCGGGAGCGCAGCUGAAUGUGGCCACAAUGCGCCCACAGAGCCAUGCUAUGGGAGUGAAGACCAGUGCGUGCAGAUCUCCCAGCACCUCCUGCCAGGUGAAGAAACAGAACCCAUCAUAAAGGGAUGUGGAGGCAGUUCCUUUAAGGACACAUUGGUGGCGUACCAGAUCGGGAGAGAUUUUGCCUUUGUUGAGCAAAAGGUCUGCAGCAGUUCCAACUGCAACAACGGGAGCUUCCCAGUCAUAACUUCCGGACAGCCCAAUGGGCUGCAAUGCUAUACUUGCCAGGAGUCUGGGCAUGGGGAGUGCGCUCAGGACAGACUGCAAGUUUUAAAUUGCACAGGAGUCAUGGAUCAGUGCGUACGUGUCAUCGACAGAGAGAACAGAACUGUGACCCUUCAGAAAGGCUGUGCCACUGAGACCAUGUGCAGCAGCUACGAGGAUAUCUAUUCCAAACUGAUGGAGCUGGAUUCCUUUGUUGAGUGUUGCAAAACUUCCCUCUGCAACCAAGCCGGCGAGCUUUCUGGCCCACAGAUGCUACUGAUGGUGGCUGCUUCUGCCUGGUGGCUGGCAUGGAUGGCUUGACCACAAUGGCAGCUGUCUGGGUAAGCCUUCAAUAAAGGAUCGGGCCAGUCUUUGAAGGUUGGUUGCAUACAUGGGAAUAGGUGCUCGCCGGCUGCUGGGGCUCCUGUAUCUGCCUGGAAGGAGGUGGCACUGAAGCACUGCUCCCCUACUGUCUAUAUGCCAUGCCAAGACUGGAUUACUGCAAUGCGCAGCAUGUGGGGCUUUCCUUGUGCUUGAUCCGGAAGCUGCAGUUAGUGCAGAAUGCUGCGGCAAAAGAUUAAGACCCUGGUCAAAAGAGGACACCUUUGUCCAGAGGCCUGUAGUAGUUACCAAUUUGCUGCUGGGCCACGUUCAAAGAGUUACUAUUGGUAUAUAAAGCCCUUAACAACCUGGGACCAAUUUACCUGCGAACAGUCUUACCCCACAUAUUGCAUGCCUGCUUGACUGCUUCAAUUACAGAUGCCACAAAAUAUUUGUAAGAAAUUGACCUUUUCUUGUGGCAGCAUCCCUGCCUAUUGACAUCAGCCAGCAGCCUUCAUUGUACUCUUUUCAGUGUCUGCUAAGAGCCUUUUUGCUUAAGCAAGCCUACCCAGAUAUGUAGAAUGUCAAAGUGUGUUUUAAUCUUUUUUUUAGCUCAUUGUUGAUUUUAAUUUUUUUUGGAAUAUUUUAAAUAGCUGUUUUUAAUGAUAAU